AUGAAGGUGCUUGAGGCCUGUGGCCGUGAAGAAAUCACACCGGGGUCUUACAUCCUAAGCUCAAGCAGCUUCAUGCAUGCAGCUCUGCCUCUGGGAGAGGAGCUUUGGUGCGCGGGGGCAUCCCCUCGUGCCUUCAUGGCUCAGUCUAAUGGAGAUAUACCUUGGGAGAUGCCCAACGCAAACGAAUGCGGUUUUGUUACCAUUGUGCCCCACUGCCACCACUCUCAGCCAGCCGAGAAGUGGCUUUCCUACAGCUUUCUGCCUAUGCUGCAGCGCGUGGCAGCAUCGGGCUCCAGGCUUGGCCGCUGCCUUUUGCGCGAUCUUGUGGCCCUGGACACCAUGGAGGGUGAGGAAUGCGGAGAAGAUGGCCUUGAGCAGCUCUUGAAGCUGGCGCUUAAAGCUGAUGAGAAGCCGGCAGUGCUGCAGCACAUCGAUGUCCUGACCUUUGCAGAGCUCACAAGCCGGGUGGUCGCGCUCUCGGCGCGCCUGGAAGACCUGCCUGGGUUCCUCGGGAUCUGCGUGCACAGGACCUUCGCACUGGUGGUCUCCUUGCUGGCCAGCCUUCGGUGCAGAAAAGUCUUCAUCCCCCUUGAUCCGGGCUUUCCCGCGAAGCGCCUGGCCUACAUUUUGGAAGACGCUUGCCCUGGGGCUUUGCUGUUGGAGGAGACGGUGGUGUCUCAGCACCCGGAGCUCUGGGGCUCUUGCCGACAGAUCCUGGUUCUCGACCGAAGUGGACAGUGCCAGGAGACCACGAAGACUGGGCCUCACUGGGAAGGGGAGGAAGUCCCAGCCGCGGCCGCCUAUUGCAUCUACACCAGCGGCAGCACGGGGAAGCCCAAGGGAGUGCUCGUCUCGCGGCCGAACUUGCACCUCGGCCCUGUGCGAAUGCACAACUUGCUCUCCUCCUUCUUGAAGCUCCUGGGCAAGCACCUGGAGGGCUGCGUCUGGGUGGCCGUGACCACCUUCUGCUUUGACAUCGCGCUUCUUGAGCUCCUCCUUCCUUUGAUGUGCAACUGCUUGCUGGACAUCGUGGAUGCGCAGAUCUCCAAGCAGGGUCCAGAGCUGAAAGCCCGUCUGGCCAAGUAUCCGAGGCUGGCUUUCCAGGCUACACCCAGCAGCUACGGCCUCCUCAGGUCUUGUGGCUGGACACCUCCCAAAGGGGCCACGCUGCUUUGCGGAGGCGAGCCCUUCCCCCCAUGGCUCAGCGAGCUCGGCGCCGAUGUGUACCUCUACAAUGUGUACGGUCCCACAGAGACCACCAUCUGGUCAACUGCGCAGCGCGUCGACCAGCCGGCUGCUUCGGUGCCAAUCGGGCCCCCAAUCAGCGAGACGACUCUACGGCUGUCCUGCGAGCGCCUCCAGAAGGAUGAGUUCAAUGGCGCGCAGGAUGCCGCCACUGGGGAGCUCGUCAUAGGAGGCGCUGGAGUAAGCCUGGGGUAUUGGAAAAAGGCUCAGCUGACCCAAGAACGCUUCAAGCUCUCUGCCAGUUGCAAGGAGUUCUUCACUGGAGAUCUGGUGCGAACGGACGACAACGGCAACGUCUACUGCCUUGGGAGGAUGGACGAGCAGGUCAAGGUCAAUGGCUUUCGUAUCGAGCUUCGCGAAAUCGAUGCUGCCCUGGCCUGCUGCCCCGAAGUCGAGCUCGGCGCCUCUGACGUGAGGAGGAACCGUCUCGGCCAGCCUGUUCUUGUUGCCUACGUGGUCUGGCGGGAAGGCUGUGGUGGCCAUGACCUUGAGUUGCACAAGCACUUGCGCGAGCAGUUGCCGGAGUACAUGUGGCCGCAGAAGACUGUUGUCUUGAACGACUUGCCCAUGACCCUCAACGGCAAGCUGGAGCGAAAGCGUUUGCCAGAUCCCUGGCAGCGAGAUGAAAAUGUACUGCAGGAGCGCCCUGCAUUGCAGCCGGGCAGUGCGCUUCCAGAGGCGCACCCAACCGCCGGUGCCUUGCGAGGCGUCGUCCUGCAGGUCAUUCAGGAGUUGAUCGAAGGGGCAAGCCCAUGCCUUCUGCGGCACAGCGUGGAGGAGCCUGCUGAAGGUGAGGAGUGGCGGCAUCUGGGUCUGACCUCCUCCAUGGCCGCGGCGUUCGGUGUGGCCUUAGGGAGACAUCUGGCCCUGCGCUGGCCGCAGUGCCGCUGGCCUUCGUUGGGCGCCGCGACGAUGUUCCAGUGUGGAAAUGUCUCUCUUCUGGUGGCCUUCUUGCUUGGGGAGGAGUCUUUGGAGGACAACGGCUCCCGUGGCUCUGGCGUGGCAAGGCACGUGGCUUCCCUGGGCAGCCUCUGCAUGACGGCACAGGCUAUGGAACACCUGGGCUUGCGGCGAUGGCCCGGGCCGUUUGACUGGGUUUUCUCUGCACCCGAAAUGGUCACCCACUGCCUCCAGGACGGUUUCACGUCCUUCCUCGAUCCGGCGUGCUACGUGGCAACUGCGUGCAAGAAAGCAGGCCACAAGAUUUACUCGCCGAUGUUGCAAAGAGAUGUGAUCUUCAACCAUCACAAUCCAAUGAUCCCCGCCGACUACGACUUCCUUAUCUCCUGUGUACACUCCUUUCAGCAACUGCUGAAAGGCUGGACACCUAGACAUCUCCAGUGCAUCUCCGAUCAAGACUUUGUACUGUUCCUACUAUUCAACCUCGAGCGACGUGUAGAGCUCCAGGACACAGCCGUGCUGGAGCUCUUCGAAGAGCUCGCCCGACACUCUACCUUGCGUUUUCGGCUGCUCGUCGUGAAGGUCUUGACGAAAGCGACAACAGCUUCAGAGGACAAACCCCAGGAACGGCUUCUGAUGCAGCGCAAGGUUGAUCUGCAGGAGCUCUACGUGCACGAGCUGCGCUGCCUGGGCAGCCAUGAUGGCUGGCGCUUCAGCGACGAGGCGGAUCUGCGGCUCCUGGAGAGAAUCAUUCAACACCGCUGUCCGGAGUUCAGGCUCUUUGCCGGUGCCCCCACUGCCGACCCAGCCAAGUGCGGCACUGCCGGCUGCCCAUAUCUUUGCACCUGGCUUUCCGGCCACUGCUGCCACCGGUGCAAGACCACUGGGUCCCAUGCCCACGGACCUCGCUGCGACUUGGCGCUUUUCGAGGAGCAUGAGGAGAAGGCAAAACAGAAGGCUGAGAAAAAGGCCGUGUGGGGCGGUCCAGUGCAGCACACGAGCACGCAGGGCGGCUUGGGCGUGGUGGUGCCGCGGGCAGAUCGCUUUCGAAAGUGCCUGUCCCUGGCACAACAACUGCAGCAGCAGCGGCCGAAGUCCCUGCAACUUCAGACCUCGGCCCUUCGCCGGCUGGAGCGGUGCCUCAUAGGAGAGCCGGACGCUCCUGAGCCCAAAGAGCCUCUCAACGCUGCUAGAAACCGUGAGGCGACGGGCUGUGAGCUUCUUGGCCAUCCGAUCCAGGAGGGGCCGAGUUGGAGGCUCUGGUGCCCUUUGGAAGCCAACCUUGUCGCGUCCCUGGAGCUUCUAAGGGACUUCGCAGCUUCCACAGGCGCCUCCCCCCUUCUCCUGGGCCCCACUCGGGUCUUCGAGAACCUGGCCGGCCUGUCAGGUGCUGGCUUCCGGGUGUUGUGCCGCUUCAAGCAGAACGCCGAGCUCUUCUCUGCUUGGCCCCUGGACCGCGGUGAGCAUGGAUACCGGGGGCCAGUCGAGAAGCUGCCCAGGACGCCGGAGGAGUUUGUCGUGGUGGCUCUUGAGCAUUGA
Messenger RNA from Symbiodinium natans, 3684 nucleotides. Lineage: Eukaryota; Dinophyceae; Suessiales; Symbiodiniaceae. The record is from the annotation of a GenBank genome assembly.